Messenger RNA from Suillus subalutaceus, 342 nucleotides. RefSeq lists its product as uncharacterized. Lineage: Eukaryota; Fungi; Basidiomycota; Agaricomycetes; Boletales; Suillaceae. The transcript has 2 exons. Bases 1 to 342 code for a protein of 113 amino acids. The record is from RefSeq and is a predicted model, not a curated record.
AUGAAAAGAGAUAUCGCAAUAAACGACUCGGAUGACGAGACCAGUGAGGGACAGUGGCCUUAUGAUGGUGAUGACGUGAGCUUCGAUGGAGAAAAAAGUGACAGGUUUGAUGUUGGUGAUCACAUCAACUUAUCAUCAGGAUUCCUUCUCGAUAUUCUCUCAGACCAGCCUGUGCAGCUUGAGCCAACCGCUUCCGCGAGUCACGGACCUCCAUCCAAGCUGACGUCUGACACUGCAACUUCAUCGACGACACCAAUGGAUGACGAGUGGGAGACAUGGGAGUCUGUAGACGUCAAAAAGCUGGAGCUUUCGGGGGCUCUGCCCCCGAACCCCCGUCAGUAA